ACUUUCAGUUUGUUUGGCAAUAUCUUCAUUUCCCUCAGGAGAUCUCUCUCAUGGCAAUAUCCUCAAUGGCCCCCUCCCUGUCUUCUCUCAGCCGUCCAUCAUCUCCUCAUCCAUCUCCAUUGCCGUUCAUCUCUCCCAAAAUCCCCCCCUUCUUCGGAACCUCCUCCCCUCUUCUGUCUCAAUCCCCCGCCAGAAAGAGUCCCACCACAAGAGCUCUCAGAGGCUGGCGAGAAUACGAGGAAGCCGUCAAAGACGAGGACCUCGCCCGAGCCCUCCACUUCUUGAAAUCCAUCGAAUCCCUUCCUCUCCAAUCCUCUCCCCACAGCGGCAGCAGUGGCGGUCUAUUGCAGCUGCAGCGACCGGAGAGGGACUGGGAAGUGCUCGAUGCUUGCUUGAAUGCCGAUGACAUGAAGCUUGUCGGCAGCACCUACAAGUUCCUCCACGACCGGGGCUUCCUCCCUAAUUUUGGGAAGUGCAAGAACAUCGUUUUAGAAGGACCUAGAGAUGUGACACCAACAGUUUUGAAGUCUUCAACUGGUUUGGAAGCUUCUAAGCUUUCACCAAAGAAGUGGGGUCUUUCUGGAAGCUCUAGUGCCGUCUUAGCUGCUUUUCUCGGUGGAGUAUCCUUUCUACUCUCUCAAGGAAUAGACAUAAGACCCAAUCUAGCUGCCAUAUUGGGGCUAGCUAUGCUAGACGCAAUUUUCCUAGGUGGCAGCUGUCUUGCUCAGAUCUCAUGUUUAUGGCCUCCAUACAGGCGUCGGAUUCUUGUUCAUGAAGCGGGGCACCUUCUUACUGCAUACCUUAUGGGUUGCCCAGUUCGUGGAGUAAUUUUAGACCCGAUUGUAGCUAUGCAAAUGGGAAUUCAGGGGCAGGCAGGAACUCAGUUUUGGGAUGAGAAGUUGGAAAAUGAGCUUGCGGAGGGCCGGCUUUCCAGCGCUUCUUUUGAUAGGUACUGCAUGGUUCUUUUUGCUGGAAUUGCAGCUGAAGCUCUUGUAUACGGAGAAGCGGAGGGAGGAGAAAAUGACGAGAAUCUGUUUAGGAGCAUCUCCGUUCUUCUACAACCUCCUCUAUCCAUUGCACAGAUGUCAAAUCAGGCACGCUGGUCAGUUUUACAGUCAUACAAUCUCCUCAAGUGGCACAAACACGCCCACAGAGCUGCUGUUAGAGCUCUAGAGAGUGGCAACAGUCUGAGUGUUGUCAUCAGGACGAUUGAAGAAGCGAUUCUGUCCAAAGGAGUUGAAGAGUAGGAAUGUGUUGAGGGUAAAUGGCAGCAUGAAAAUGUAAGCACAAAGUAACCAGUCUUUUUCUGCACAUGCACUGUGAAAAAUGGGUUUGUGGAUACGUAUGGAGGCGAAGGUGAGAAAAUGACAUAAAUGGAAUGCAAAUCACAGAAGUUGGGAAGUAUAUGAUCAUGAUCUUUUCACCCCGAAUUUGAACAUUUAUCUUACUCACUACCGCGAAAUGGAACCCGUCCAUAGAAGGGAGGGAAGAAUAUGAUGUAGGCUGCCAUUCCUUCUUUUCUAUAUUAGUAUACAAGGAUGCAGUCAAAGCUUCUGAAAGGGAGGUCCACUUCUGUCAUCUAAAAAUGAUGCUUGAGAGCAUGUAAACUUGCCUUCCUGAUUUGAACAGAGAGUGGUGAACUUGGGCAGCACUGCUCAUGGCGUUUUUCAGGUGACGGAUGGGGGUUGACUCACACAUGAACUUUUUGCUCAAUGAUGCCUGAGGAUGAAAUCUUAGGCCUUGAUCACUGGAGAGCAUAUUUCCUCAUACAACCUCAUGCAGAAUGUAUGGAGAUGGAACUUUCAAUCCUUGGUCAUUAUCAGACAGUGGGGCUGAAGUUGCAGAGAGCAGAUUUUCUUACAAUCUAUAUUCCUGGUGAGGUAAGUGUGUCUCAUUGUUGUUUUAUGAAUAUUGUAUUUAAUCCAGAGAACUUGAUUUUAGUUCAGAUCACAUGUUGGGUUUUGGUGAA
Messenger RNA from Magnolia sinica, 1969 nucleotides. RefSeq lists its product as uncharacterized. Bases 51 to 1247 code for a protein of 398 amino acids. Gene Ontology annotation, molecular function: ATP binding; metalloendopeptidase activity; ATP-dependent peptidase activity. The record is from RefSeq and is a predicted model, not a curated record. Gene Ontology annotation, biological process: proteolysis. The transcript has 8 exons. Lineage: Eukaryota; Viridiplantae; Streptophyta; Magnoliopsida; Magnoliales; Magnoliaceae.